Molecule: messenger RNA, 2064 nt
Organism: Lichtheimia ornata
Lineage: Eukaryota; Fungi; Mucoromycota; Mucoromycetes; Mucorales; Lichtheimiaceae
Product: glutamine-fructose-6-phosphate transaminase (isomerizing)
Exons: 8
Coding region: 1-2064 (687 amino acids)
Biological process (GO): UDP-N-acetylglucosamine metabolic process; fructose 6-phosphate metabolic process; protein N-linked glycosylation
Molecular function (GO): L-glutamine:D-fructose-6-phosphate transaminase (isomerizing) activity; carbohydrate derivative binding
Source: RefSeq, a predicted model, not a curated record
AUGUGUGGUAUCUUUGGUUAUUGUAAUUUCCUCAUUGAGAGAGACCGACGCUUUGUUCUGGAUACUCUGGUCAAUGGAUUAUCCCGCUUAGAGUACCGUGGAUACGAUUCAGCAGGUCUCGCAGCAGAUGGUGAUGCCGAGGGUGAGACUCUUAUUGUCAAGCAAAAGGGCAAGGUGGCUGCCUUGAAGAAGCUAGUCGAAGAGCAAGAGAUUGACUUUUCAAAAGUCUUUGUAAGCCAUUGUGGUAUGGCACACACGCGUUGGGCUACCCAUGGCCAACCUUCACAACUUAAUUCACACCCCCAUCGAUCCGAUCCCAACAGUGAAUUCACUAUUGUGCAUAAUGGCAUUAUCACCAACUACAAAGAAAUCAGAACUCUUUUGGAAAAGAAGGGCACCACCUUUGAGACCGACACUGAUACUGAAAUCGUGGCGAAAUUGACAAAGUACAUCUUUGACUCUCAAAAGGAAAAGGUGUCGUUCACUGUCCUUGUGAAGCAGGUCCUCAAAGAAUUGGAAGGAAGUUUUGCUUUCAUCUUCAAGAGCAACAAGCACUAUCCCAAUGAAGUGGUAGCAACGCGUCGUGGUUCCCCUUUGAUUGUUGGUGUCAAGACAGCCAAGAAGCUCAAGGUGGAUUUUGUCGAUGUUGAGUUUGGCAAUCCAGCCGAAGCCCAUGCCCUCUCUGCUAAGGAAUCCAACAGCUAUUUGACUCCCACGCAUCCUCAAUUGCAGCGUAGCCAAUCAAGAGCCUUUUUGAGUGAGGAUGGGACGCCACAACCCAUUGAGUUUUUCCUUGCAUCGGAUGCAUCAGCUAUCAUUGAGCACACCAAGCGUGUCUUAUUCCUUGAAGAUGAUGAUAUUGCUCAUAUUGCUGAAGGAGAGCUGCAAAUCCAUCGCCUUCGACGUGAGGAUGGUGAUUCAUCGACCCGAUCUAUCCAAACUUUGGAGAUGGAAUUGGCUGAGAUCAUGAAGGGAUCCUUUGACCACUUUAUGCAAAAGGAAAUCUAUGAACAACCUGAAUCGGUGGUGAAUACGAUGCGUGGUCGUGUCAACUUUGAAACACACAAGGUCACGUUGGGUGGUUUACGUGGCUAUUUGCCGAUCAUGCGUCGUGCUAGACGCAUCGUGUUUAUUGCAUGUGGCACAUCCUACCAUAGCUGCAUGGCUACACGCUCCAUCUUUGAAGAGCUCACUGAAAUCCCUGCGCAAAGCGAAUUGGCAUCAGACUUUUUGGAUCGACGUACGCCCAUUUUCCGUGACGAUGUGUGUGUCUUUGUAUCUCAAUCGGGUGAAACAGCCGAUACCAUUCUCGCCAUGCGUUAUUGCUUGGAACGCGGUGCAUUGUGUGUGGGUAUCACCAAUACGGUUGGCAGUUCUAUUUCCCGUGAGACCCAUUGUGGCGUCCAUAUCAACGCUGGUCCUGAAAUUGGUGUUGCUAGUACUAAGGCGUACACUUCCCAAUACAUUGCAUUGGUCAUGAUGGCCAUUCAAUUAUCCGAAGACCGUAUCUCCAUGACAACACGUCGUCAAGAAGUGAUUGAUGGCUUAUAUCGUCUGCCAGGUCAUAUCAAGGAGGUGCUUGCUCAAGACGUCAACUUGCAAACAUUGGCACGUGAUACCCUUUCCAAGGAACGCAGCUUGUUGAUCAUGGGUCGUGGAUACCAGAAUGCUACAUGUCUUGAAGGUGCUCUCAAGAUUAAAGAAAUCUCUUACAUGCACAGCGAAGGCAUUCUAGCAGGCGAGCUCAAGCAUGGUCCAUUGGCACUGGUGGAUGAAAACAUGCCUGUCAUUUUGGUCAUGACCAAGGACUCCUUGUAUCCAAAGGUCCAAAGUGCAUUGCAACAAGUAUCGGCUCGUAAGGGCAACCCCAUCAUCAUUUGUAACGAUGGAGACGAUGAUCUACAAAGCAAAUACAAGACCAUCAAGGUUCCCCAGACGAUUGACUGCCUCCAAGGACUUUUGAAUAUCAUCCCCUUGCAGCUCUUGUCUUAUCAUCUUGCCAUCCUUCAAGGUGUCGAUGUCGAUUUCCCCAGAAAUUUGGCCAAGUCUGUUACUGUCGAGUAG